Molecule: messenger RNA, 2137 nt
Organism: Cyphomyrmex costatus
Lineage: Eukaryota; Metazoa; Arthropoda; Insecta; Hymenoptera; Formicidae
Gene: TRAM
Product: translocating chain-associated membrane protein 1
Exons: 7
Coding region: 157-1287 (376 amino acids)
Biological process (GO): SRP-dependent cotranslational protein targeting to membrane, translocation; protein insertion into ER membrane
Cellular component (GO): endoplasmic reticulum membrane
Source: RefSeq, a predicted model, not a curated record
CUGUGAUACUGGUGUGUAUAUAUACACGCAUGACGUUUCCACGACGGUGGCACGUCGUGGUCCGGUUUCGUGCGGUGGUGGAGCCGCUUGCCCGUCCGCCGUCUGUUUGUCGUGCCGCGUUCGCUGCUAAUUGAACGUAUACUCCUGUCGGUCAAGAUGGUGAUGAAGGGACGCAAGACCUCGAAUAAGAACCCGCCGAUCUUCAGCCACGAGUUCAUCAUAAAGAAUCAUGCGGAUAUCGUCUCCUGCGUGGCCAUGGUCUUCGUGGUCGGCCUCAUGGUGCAGAUUACAUCACCAUGGGCUUAUAUGUUUGUUGCUAUUCAUCAUAAUGUGACCAAUACUACUGAGGAUCCGACAGCAGUGGUGAAGUAUACUACAGGAGGAAAAGAUGCCUGUGCAGUGUUCUUUUAUUUCUUAAUAACCAUCAUAAUGCAUGCUGUGUUUCAGGAAUAUAUAUUUGAUAAACUUUCCAAACGGCUUCAUCUCAGCAAAGUAAAGCUUUCUAAAUUUAAUGAGUCCAGCCAAUUAAUAGUAUUCUAUAUACUAUCUGCAUUGUGGGCCAUUGAUAUUAUAAUCAGAGAGAAUAUACUUUUGAACAUUCGGUCAUUGUGGGAAGAAUACCCAGCACCAAUGUCCGCUUCCUUAAAACUAUUUUUCAUCAGCCAGCUUUCUUAUUGGUUGCAUUGUUAUCCCGAACUCUAUUUUCAACGAAUUAAAAAAGAAGAUAUUUUGCAACGUAUUGUCCAUGCAACUAUUGGAUUAAGCUUUACAUUAGCAGCUUACUUCUUCAAUUUCCAACAUCUUGCCCUAAUCUUAUUAACUCUCCAUUAUGUGGGAGAUGCUUUGCUACAUGCAGCGAGACUGGUUCACUUCAUUAGUCAAAAAGAAAGCAGAACGAAAUUGUCAUUUCUGAUUGCCAAUUCGACUUAUGCGUUCGCGCAUAUUACGACUAUCGCACUUACAUGUGUAGUAUUCCUGUAUGGUUUGAGGAAACAGGAGUUCAAAUUCGACUACGCUAACGGCAACUUUAAUACUCCUGCUGUGCAAUUUUCAGCAGCGGUUAUUAUCUCGCUCUUCCAAGGCUACAUUCUAUAUUACUUCAUCGCGAAGCAGAUCAAGCGUGCACGCGAGAACGCUGCACCUGUUGUCGUGAAGACGAGACCGAAGCAGAAGCCGAAGAAACGAGAAGGCAAGAAAUCGGCCUUGUCCGAAGACGACGAUCUUCCUGAAGUAGAUCAGGCGACGAAGAAGAAUCUGAGAAAUCGUCCUUCAGCCAAAGCAAAAUAGACGCUCAAUAAAUUAGAGAAAUCAUUCCUACAAGGCUGAUUGAUGUUCGAUUUUAUUCGCCUAUACGUCACGAACAUGUCAGAAUAUUCAACUAAGGCUGCGGUCCACUUGCUUCUUCCAAAUGCUUUAAAUGUUGCGCUCCAAAUACUGCGCUUAGACUAUCAAUACAUUACUGUUCCGAAUGCUACAAUCUCUCUGUAAUUUUUCGUCAAAUAUGUCGAAACGCUCCAGCCAACUGAAUCCAUCUUUCGAGGGCGUGUUCAGAUUCUCAUCCAAUAUUUCACCAGUAUCAUGUAAUCUUUGCUUAAUAAGUGGACAAUAAGGACAAAAUGAUAUCUGAGUAGCACUCGGGUGGGAAUUCAAACAUAGCCCGAAAUAAAACAAGUGGAGCGAAAAUAAUGACAUAUUAAUGACGUAAUGAGAAUUACGGGGAACGUCAAGUGGUCCAAGAAGAUCCAGUUAUAUUGGUGUUUGCAUACAUAUUGCUUCGUGUGCUUACAAAGUAUAUGCUUUGUAAAGUUUGAAACACCAAAUAGACCGUAGCCUAAGAUAUAUAAAAACGUAUUUUUCUUAAUGUAAAAAUACGAAGCUUCCAUAAUGUUACCGAUCAAGAAUCGCGACAGCAGAAUGAUAAAAGUAUCUGAUACUUGAUUUUGUAUUUAACAGAGAUGAAAACCAGAUUUGAAAUAUUUUAUGAAAGAGAUAGAUACGUAAUAUUGAGCAGAGAUAAGCAGACUACCAGGUCAUCGGGUGUAACUAAUCAGUUUUUUAAUCAUUUUAUCGCAUAUGAACUGUAUAAAUGUUGCAUUCAUAUAGAAUCAUAGAAUAUUAAUUACGCGUUUUGAUACAU